CACUGGCGCUGAUGCCUCCAGUCCCCCCGUUUUAAGAGACAAAGGUCAGAAACAGGAGCUUAUAAAUAGGCUAAAAUCUAGGCUUCCGCCGCGUCCAUCCUUCAGUCUCUCCCAAAGACACAGGAGGACAAGCUCGGGCCAGGAGACCUGGAACUGGCUGCAAAAGGACAUUAAAAGGACAAAAUAACGCAGAAAAGACGCACUUCAACGUAGCAGAAUGGCUCAAAAAGAGAAACUCCAGUGCCUGAAGGACUUUCACAAGGACACGCUGAAGCCGUCCCCCGGCAAAAGCCCCGGCACGCGCCCCGAGGACGAGGCGGAGGGCAAACACCCCCAACGGGAGAAGUGGUCCAGCAAGUUGGACUUUGUUCUGUCUGUGGCCGGAGGUUUCGUUGGUUUAGGGAACGUCUGGCGUUUCCCAUACCUCUGCUACAAGAAUGGUGGAGGUGCGUUUCUCAUCCCCUACUUCAUUUUCCUGUUCGGCGGAGGUCUGCCAGUCUUCUUCCUGGAAGUCGCCCUGGGGCAGUUUACCUCUGAGGGUGGAAUCACCUGCUGGGAGAAGCUCUGUCCCAUCUUCACCGGUAUCGGCUAUGCCUCCAUCGUGAUUGUGUCUCUGCUGAAUAUCUACUACAUCGUCAUCCUGGCCUGGGGUCUCUACUACCUGUUCCAGUGUUUCCAGCCGGAGCUGCCCUGGGCCAAGUGCAAACAGCCCUGGAACACCGACCGCUGCACCGAGGACACUUACCGCAAGAACAAAACCCUCUGGAUGGCUGCUAACCUCUCCAUGUCCAACUUCACCUCCCCCGUCACCGAGUUCUGGGAACACAAUGUGCUGGCGAUCAGUAACGGAAUCGACAACGUCGGCCCCGUCAAAUGGGACCUGGCCCUUUGUUUACUGCUGGUCUGGGUCAUCUGCUUCUUCUGCAUCUGGAAGGGCGUCAAGUCCACCGGAAAGGUGGUUUACAUCACGGCCACGUUCCCCUUCAUCAUGCUCAUCGUGCUGCUGAUCCGCGGCGUGACGCUGCCGGGGGCGUCUGCGGGCAUCAAGUUCUACCUGUACCCGGACCUGGAGCGCCUGAAGGACCCAGAGGUUUGGAUCGAUGCCGGCACUCAGAUUUUCUUCUCCUACGCCAUCUGUCUGGGCGCCAUGACGUCCUUGGGGAGCUACAACAAGUACAAAUACAACUGCUACAGGUCCAGGCCUGGCUUUCAUUGCCUACCCUAAGGCUGUUACCAUGAUGCCUUUCCCGACACUCUGGGCCGUUCUCUUCUUCAUUAUGCUGCUGCUGCUUGGCCUCGAC
Molecule: messenger RNA, 1301 nt
Organism: Cololabis saira (Pacific saury)
Lineage: Eukaryota; Metazoa; Chordata; Actinopteri; Beloniformes; Belonidae
Product: sodium- and chloride-dependent taurine transporter-like
Exons: 9
Coding region: 218-1225 (335 amino acids)
Biological process (GO): taurine transmembrane transport; sodium ion transmembrane transport
Cellular component (GO): membrane
Molecular function (GO): taurine:sodium symporter activity
Source: RefSeq, a predicted model, not a curated record